CCAGUGACGGGCUAAAGAUGGAUACCAGUGAGCAAGCCGGGGCCGGAGGUUGCCAGUUGCCGGAUACGCUCGAAUCGAGCUCAGCUUUGGCGCGUUUGCCGGACGAGGUUCUGCUCCUGGUGAUGCAGUAUUUGGACGUGGAGGACCUCUUCCGAUGCCGUCUCGUGUGCAAGAGGCUCGCGGGCCUGGCCCUGGACCCGGACGCGUGGCAGCACCGGAACCUCAGUGACGAGCACCCGUGGGCGUGUGCGGUGCUGCGCCUGGCGCCGUGUCUGAAGUCAUUGGUCAUGUUGGCCCCUUCGACCAUGGCGUGCCACAUGCUGGCCCUGUCCCGGACCAAGUGUGCCGCAGCAAAGCUCCUUUUUAGCUUACAAAGUGGUUACGGAGUGACGCAAAUGGAAGAGGUGAUCCGCCACCAGGAGGCACUCGGCCGUUUGAAGGGCCUGCAUGUCUCCAUUACGCCAAUUAUGGAUGGUGCUACUGCCACCAAGCUGCUGGACGUUGUGACGUCAAUUCCUGCCCUAGAGGAGUUGAGCCUUUACAUACUCACUCUUUCGAUACCUUUAACGGCCAGGCCCGCUUUACGCAGCGUCUCCGGCCCAUCUCUAAAGAAUUUUGUGCUCGAAUGGGAGGCCGGCCAUGGUACCGGUCUACCGCAGCCCAUCGAGGACGUCUCCAGGUUCCUGCUGGCCGAGCACGCCGCCACCCUGGAGCGAAUUGAAUUUGAGAGCAACGCGGGCGUCAUCAAGCCGCCCGCGUCCCUGCUGGCCAGCAUGCCCAACCUGCGGGUGCUCAACUGCUCGCCCUUCCCCGGGAUGAGGGCCUUGGCAGCGAGCGAGUCUCUGAGGGACCUCUGCCUCGUCGUGAAGCCCGCGACGGUGACCACGGACACCAGGGAGUUCCUCCGCGGCGCCGGAAAUCUGCGCGUCAUCGACAUGACGUUCUCUUCCAUAGGCGAAAACUGCACCUGGACGCCCACGACAGCCGGAGUGGAUCUGGUCGAGGACCUAGCUUCGACCGUGGAAGAGCUGAGCAUCUCAAACGAGGCCGAGGCCACCGCCAGGUGUCUCCCGCAGGUGCAGCCGCUGCUGCGCGCGCUGCCCACGCUGACGUGCCUGCGCAACCUGUUCCUGGAGGUGGCGCCCGACGAGCUGCUGGCCGCCAUCACUCCGACCACGGCCCCGGCCCUGCAGUGGCUCUCGGUGACCAACUCGGACUGGGGCUGCACCCACGCCUGGCUGCACAGGGGGGUGGUCAAGAAGCUCCUGUCGGAGAACCCUUCGCUGCAUGUGCAGGUACGAGCCGACGAGGCCUCCGCCCCAUGCAGGGAAAACCCCUGCGAGACGUGUGAGUACGACUGCCACAUGGACCUGUGCGAGUUUGAAUCCAUCUUAUUCACGCAUGACCCUCACGACAGUUGUGCGGUGAAAGUUCACGCGAGUAUCUUUUGUUACUAUAUAUCUGAUGUAUCAACCAUAGAGAGUGACACUGUGAAUGCAGAACUAGGCUGGAGUGAUUUAGACAUGGUACAGGGGGCGCAAGCGAAUAUGUUCGAGUAGUAAUUUUACCAAAGAAAAUAUUUCGGCGGGACAAGAAUACAUAUCGUAUAAUUCAACCCACUCAGAAAAUGUGUAGACGAGGUAAUUUCUA
This is a messenger RNA of Frankliniella occidentalis (western flower thrips), 1650 nucleotides long. RefSeq lists its product as uncharacterized. The record is from RefSeq and is a predicted model, not a curated record. Lineage: Eukaryota; Metazoa; Arthropoda; Insecta; Thysanoptera; Thripidae. The transcript is spliced from 2 exons. The coding region runs from base 18 to 1559 and encodes 513 amino acids. Gene Ontology annotation, molecular function: protein binding.